Messenger RNA from Saccharomyces eubayanus, 852 nucleotides. RefSeq names its product Pxp2p (gene PXP2). Bases 1 to 852 code for a protein of 283 amino acids. Gene Ontology annotation, molecular function: peroxiredoxin activity. The record is from RefSeq and is a predicted model, not a curated record. The transcript has a single exon. NCBI's taxonomy places the organism in Eukaryota, Fungi, Ascomycota, Saccharomycetes, Saccharomycetales, Saccharomycetaceae.
AUGAACCAGAUACUGAAUGCGCAAAGACUGAUACAAUUAUCGCAGUUCCAUCCUAAACUGAAAAAUAUAUGGUACCUUGUUGCCGCCGCCACUUUCAGUGUUUGUAACGAGCCACAGGAAAUACCCAAACUGUACCAUUAUGCCAUGCUACUGAGUAACGACAACGCUCAUAUGUAUAGAUUCACAUUAGCCUCACAAACCAUUGAUUUACUUCGUUCAGAUUCACAAAUAAGGAAAACUCUAAUUAAUGAAAACUAUCAACAGCCGACGUUCUUUCAAAAGCAACUCACAGCGAAAUUCAGAGAAGUAAUUCUUAGAACGGGGCCCUUAGCAGGCCUUCCAAAGGCCAUCAAUGGCCUCACUGUGUUAAGGGAAACCACUCCGGACGUUUUGCUACCGCAUCUGGAUUCAAUAGACCCAUGGGACGCUGCCAUGGGUAAUAGUUCUCCGUUCUCAGAGACUGCCAUGAGAAGGAAACAUGACAAGACAAUCCAGGAAAGAGAUCAUACCAUACAAAAUGGGUUACGGCAUUGGAAUUCCAUAUAUAAUAAAGUUUCCACCCGUGUGGUGAAUAAUCUGAACUCCUCGUACCCAGACCUGUGGUAUUAUACACUAGCUCACGUUUAUGGCCCAUUAUUCUCAUUUGAUGAGAUAUUAUCCGCGCAAGAAACGAGUUUAGUAAUAAUCGCCUCUUUGGUUCCUCAAGAUGUCAACCCUCAAUUGCGUGGGCAUUUGAAAGGUGCACUGAAUAUAGGCUGUGAUAAGGAGACUGUAGAAGCUGUCAGAGGAUUGGCUAUACUCGUAUCCCAAUGGUGUGGUAUCCAAUGGAAAUCCGGUGUUGUAAAAGUAUAA